Aspergillus neoniger CBS 115656 is the source of this 628-nucleotide messenger RNA. RefSeq lists its product as uncharacterized. The transcript has a single exon. The coding region runs from base 78 to 494 and encodes 138 amino acids. The record is from RefSeq and is a predicted model, not a curated record. NCBI's taxonomy places the organism in Eukaryota, Fungi, Ascomycota, Eurotiomycetes, Eurotiales, Aspergillaceae.
GUCACAUACAUGGGUUGCAUUCUACACAUCGCACUGUCUAUGGAAAUGAGUUGGGUAAUCACCGCUCCAUUGCAAAAAUGUCCUCACUUUCAAAUGGUCCCGGGGUCAUCGUUCCGGCACCCCAGCCCUUGAAGCCAGAAGACCGUGACGCAGCGCUGAGGCUUUUUGAUAGUAUCAUCGAGCAAUACGAACCUUCACAGGCAACCGAAAAAGGCUUGAAACCAGUUUCUCUUAUUCGCCUGAUGAAAGAGAAAAUAUCCGAUAAAGAUAGCUUUUUCAAACUCUUUUUCCCAUUCAUUGAACGACAUCUAGAUGGUGUCUCGAACGAUACAGAGCCCUCCAUUGCUCAUAUUUUAGCUCGUUUGGACAGUUUCAGUACAUGGACCACCUCGGGCAGAAGUGCCCUUGGCGAAAGCCUGGUCAUAUUCGCGAACUUUUUGAUCGAUAAUUUCUUCUUGCCCUAUAUGUUGCUAUACACAUGCUUGAAAAAUUAGUGGAACUAACAUUUGUUAAGUGAAAGCUUUGGCUGCAAAAACUCCUCAACCUACGCCAGCAUCUCUUUCCCGUGCUCAGAUCUCCGAAGCAGGAGUUGGUACGCCUCAACGUAUCUCCACUUUACGACGGGACU